Messenger RNA from Carassius carassius (crucian carp), 2822 nucleotides. Its product is annotated as transcriptional repressor scratch 1-like. Gene Ontology annotation, biological process: regulation of DNA-templated transcription. Bases 567 to 1499 code for a protein of 310 amino acids. Gene Ontology annotation, molecular function: RNA polymerase II cis-regulatory region sequence-specific DNA binding; DNA-binding transcription factor activity, RNA polymerase II-specific. Lineage: Eukaryota; Metazoa; Chordata; Actinopteri; Cypriniformes; Cyprinidae. The transcript has 2 exons. The record is from RefSeq and is a predicted model, not a curated record.
AGUAGUAAUGUGAUGUGUGUCCCGAGGGAUGUUUGAUGGAUUAAUGCUGAGCAGCUCCAUUGCGAUGUACCACCUGAUCUCACUCCCACCGUCUGCCUCUAUAAAACCUGCCUGACUGCUGAUCUCAGCUAGUCUCUCAGUCUCUCCUCUCUGUCUGUCUGUCUCUCUUUCUUCCUCUCUCUCUCUUCUCUAUCUCUUCCUCCUCUCAGCCGCCUCUGCUGCAGGCCAGGAGCUAUCCAGUGCUGAACAAGUGAAUUUUUUAUUUUUUCCAGCAGCGUAAGCGGUUGUGUGUGUGUACAGUAGCAGGCACACACGCACACACACACACACAGUAUUGUACCACCAGACAUCUCUCUCUCCUCCUUCGUGCUCUUCAUUUUUCCUUUAUCUAGACAUUGUUUAAUUUUUUUUAUUUCUGGAACGUGGAUCUUUUUUUUUUUUUAUAUACAACGGAUUUCAUUCGGGACGAUUUUUUCACCAGGGUUUUUGUGUGUGUGCAUGUGUGUCCGUCUGCGGCCGAUGUGAAGGAUUUCUGGUGCGUCUGUGUCCGUGCGACCGUGUGAACCAUGCCUCGCUCAUUUCUGGUGAAGAAAAUCAAACUGGAUGAUUUCUUCUCGUCUCCUGUGUCAGCAUCUAAUCAUCAUCACCAUCAUCAUCUCGAUGACUCCUUCACACGCUCUCGCUCCAGCCUGGGCGUCCGGCUUUGUGAAAAUGGGUACAUCCAGGAUUACAUCAGCUCUUCUGAAUACACAGAGGAGAAGCAGGCCGACACGAAGCUGAGCUCGGAUCCGUUGUACUCCCCAGUCAGCAGCGGAGGAGGGGAAUACUGCCCACCAGACUUGGAGCACCCAGACAGCCCUCAGUCCGGCCUCACGGCCCGCGAGUACUUCAGCAGCGAGAGCGAAUCUCUCAGUGAGGGAUACACCAUGGAUGCAUUCUUCAUAUCUGACGGCCGAUCAAGGAGAAAGGGAGAGGUCACGGAAGCAAGGAAAGCCGAAACAGAGGAGAAAGAAGAGGCCGAGGUGAACAACGGAGGUCCCCGACACACCUGCAACGAAUGCGGAAAGACCUACGCCACUUCAUCCAACCUGAGCCGACACAAGCAGACCCACCGCAGCCUUGACAGCAAGAUGGCACGCAAGUGUCCCACCUGCAGCAAGGUUUACGUGUCCAUGCCGGCGCUGGCCAUGCACAUCCUCACUCACGACCUCAAGCACAAAUGUCACGUGUGCAGCAAAGCCUUCAGUCGGCCCUGGCUUCUUCAGGGGCACAUGCGAUCGCAUACGGGAGAAAAACCCUUCGCCUGCGCCCACUGUGGGAAAGCCUUCGCCGACCGAUCCAACCUACGAGCGCACAUGCAGACACAUUCGGCCUUCAAACACUACAGCUGCAAGCGCUGCAAUAAGACCUUCGCGCUGAAGUCCUACCUGAACAAGCACUACGAGUCCGCCUGCUUCAGAGGCUCCGGAGACGAGGAUGAGUCUGGCUCCGAGAAUUAGCAAAAAGAAGAAAUGAAGAUGAGUUAAUGCUCUCAAAAAUCCCCCCACAGACUCCCUACACAUACCCCACUUUCCCUUUUUUAGAAAGCAAUAUUUUGACCAAGAAAAAAACCAAACCAACCCAAUAAUAAGAAGACAAUAAUGAAUAGAUGCUGGAUUUUUUUCCUUGGUAAAAAAAAAAAGACCCUCUCAUAUAGAAACGAACAAUUAUGAGGCCAGGCAUGCAAAUUUUUAUGAACAUAAUACUAUUAAUAACGAUAGUAAUAAUAUUUAGAUUCCUGAUGUUUUAUAGAAAAUUAUGAAAAAAGACAUAAAAAAAAUUACAGCAACAGGUUUGUGCUUUUUGAGAAAUGAAAUCAAUUUGUAUUUUUAUGCUGCUCUUUUAUUUUGAAUUCUUUUGCAACUGCCAACACAAACUUUUUAUGAAAAUGUGAAUAAUGACAGUAUUUGCAAAAAAAAAAAAAAAAAAGAUUGUAGACCUCUGAAAAGGUACAACCUUUUGUUACACUUUUGGUAUUUUAUUUAUAAUUGUUAUUUUUAUAUUCAAAGUUUCCUGCAGUUUCUUGGUUCCAUUAUUUAUUUGUUUAUUUAUUUAUUUAUUUAUUGUGCCAAUCAUGUCCUGUAACUAUGUGAGCAGAGGAACCAUCGCUCUGUUUACCAUAUGGAGGAAACAGCACUCAAGACUAAACAUUUCAAUGAUCUCCAAACAUUUGAAACACUCAUGAUACGGACGACAGGGACUUUCAGCAACAUCUUUAGCAGAUCUCUGGUCGCUCCUCUGCUGGGCUUCCUCACACUAAAACAGACUGCAUGUGCUCCAGAUGCCUGGAGCCCCGCCCCUUGUCUUCCUGCUCCUUGAUUACCUCACCCAGAGGCAGGUAUGACCUCUAACCUCUGCUCUGUACACGCUCUCAAAGCCCAUCACACAAACCUCAUUUCUACCAUUCCAGUAUUGUUGAGUAUUUAUGCAUUUAUUUAUGCACUAUUUCCAUUUCCUUAUUUAUUUCAUGUGUAUUUAUUUAUUUAUGUACCUAUCUAUCUAUUUAUUUAUUUAUCCUCUGUGUCAUUGGAUAAUGAACUGCCGUUGACCUUUUAAGAUGCUGCUCUUUAAUGAAAAUCUUUAUAUGCAUGAUUCAGCUGUAGAGGGAUUUUAUUCUUUUUCGAGAGGGACGGUAUGCAGUGUUUGAAAGCAGAUGAAUUCAGGUGAUGAUGCUUUGUUUAAUGGGCAAUAAUUCUUCUUAGGAACAGCAACUUGUAUAAUCACAGCUGUCCUGUUAGCAGUCAAUGUAGGGCAAUAAACAAAAACCUCCUUACUAUCUCAAA